This is a messenger RNA of Jatropha curcas, 2249 nucleotides long. It is a transcript of the gene PAP15, whose product is annotated as purple acid phosphatase 15. The record is from RefSeq and is a predicted model, not a curated record. Gene Ontology annotation, molecular function: acid phosphatase activity; metal ion binding. NCBI's taxonomy places the organism in Eukaryota, Viridiplantae, Streptophyta, Magnoliopsida, Malpighiales, Euphorbiaceae.
ACGUCAUACGGAAACCAACCAACCGCUAACUGUUCAAAUAUCCAAGCAUAAAAACUAGAAUAUACUCUCUUCCCUUUUUUUUGGACUCCGGUUCAUUCUAUUUUUUUCCAAUCCAUUUCUCUUUGCCUUCUCCUUCUUCGUAAUUCUCUCUUUCUCUCUUCUUCUAUACACACAGUCGAUAGCUACUCUGCUUCUCCCUUCUUCUUUUUCUUUUUCAUGGAAAAUCCAUGACUAUGGCGGGGUUUCAGUAUUCCUUUGUUCUUGCUCCGUUUCUUAUUAUAACAACUUCUUUAUCAGUCUACGGCAAGAACAAGAUUCUGUCAACUUUAGACGGUCCGUUUGAGCCAGUUACUGUUCCUUUUGACGUUAGAUUACGUGGUAACGCCGUUGAUUUGCCCUAUACUGAUCCCCGAGUUAUUCGCCGAGUCAGAGGAUUUGAGCCAGAGCAGAUAUCGGUUUCUCUAUCGGCCUCUUACGAUUCUGUUUGGAUCUCCUGGAUUACAGGGGAAUCCCAAAUUGGUUAUAACAUAAAACCACUAGACCCUAAAAGUGUUGCCAGUGUUGUUCGUUAUGGGCCUUUGAGAUAUCCGUUAAGUCAUGAAGCUAAGGGCUAUUCCCUUGUUUAUAACCAGCUUUAUCCUUUUCAAGGUCUCCAAAAUUAUACUUCUGGAAUCAUCCACCACGUUCGUCUUACUGGGUUAAAACCUGACACAUUAUAUUACUAUCGAUGUGGGGAUCCUUCUAUAAAAGCAAUGAGCAGCAUUUACUCAUUCAAAACAAUGCCAGUUUCUAGUCCAAGAAGCUAUCCUAGUAGAAUAGCAAUUGUGGGAGAUCUUGGACUUACAUACAAUACAACUUCCACAAUCAGCCAUGUGAUUAGUAACAAACCUGAACUUGUUCUGCUUGUUGGAGAUGUUACUUAUGCAAAUCUAUACCUCACAAAUGGAACUGGUGCCGAUUGCUAUACAUGUGAAUUUUCUGAUUCUCCCAUACGUGAGACCUAUCAACCUCGUUGGGAUUAUUGGGGAAGGUUUAUGCAGUCUUUAAUUGCUAGAGUUCCAAUUAUGGUAUUGGAGGGGAACCAUGAAAUUGAACCACAAGCUGGAAAUCAAACAUUUGUUGCUUACAGUUCUCGAUUUGCAUUCCCAUCUAAAGAAAGUGGAUCUUCAUCUACAUUCUACUAUUCUUUCAAUGCUGGUGGGAUACAUUUCAUUAUGCUUGGAGCAUACAUUGCUUAUGAUAAAUCAGCUGAUCAGUACAAGUGGCUGGAGAAUGACUUGGCUAAAGUUGACCGAUCAGUAACUCCAUGGAUAAUAGCUACAUGGCAUCCACCUUGGUAUAGUUCUUAUAAAGCCCAUUACAGAGAAGCUGAGUGUAUGAAAGUGGCAAUGGAAGAAUUGCUUUACUCAUAUGGUGUUGAUAUAGUCUUCAAUGGACAUGUUCAUGCAUAUGAGAGGUCAAAUCGAGUAUAUAAUUACGAAUUGGAUCCAUGUGGUCCGAUAUAUAUCACAAUUGGAGAUGGGGGUAACCGAGAAAAAAUGGCUAUAGAACAUGCUGAUGAACCUGGAAAGUGUCCGGAGCCAUCAACUACUCCUGAUGCUCACAUGGGUGGUUUUUGUGCAACAAACUUUACAACAGGCCCAGCUGCAGGUAAGUUCUGUUGGGACCGACAACCUGAUUACAGUGCCCUUAGAGAAAGUAGCUUUGGCCAUGGAAUUCUAGAGGUGAAGAAUGAGACAUGGGCUUUAUGGACAUGGCACCGAAAUCAAGACUCCGAGAGUAAAAUUGGGGAUCAAAUUUAUAUAGUGAGACAACCUGAUAAAUGCAUGAUCCGUCCAACGCUAACUAAGCAUUGGUCGUGGGACAUUUAAGUUUGUUUUAGUAGAAAAUUCUGAUCAUUGAAAGUGUUGUUAUUUUAAUCAUAUGUGAGAUGAUGGGAGAGAAGAAGAAGAAGAAGAAGAAGAAGAAGAUAUAUGUAGAGAAAUACAAUAGCAGGGGAAGCAUCUAGAUCCUUUCCCACUAUAGCAGUAAAUAAAAAUACUAUCCAUUUUUUUAGCAUUGCAUUGCAAGUUUAGAUUACUAGUACAUAGUAUGAAGUUUACAUUUAGACAUCUCUCUCACUCCAGAUUUUAGAAAAAAAGUCCUUAUCAUGUUUGAUUGUUAUCAUGACAAUGGAUGGAGCCUGCAAAAUUUAUAUCCAAUAAGGGCAUUUUGAUAAAAUGAAAAUUAUAGUUGUGGUUCGAUUUCAA